This is a messenger RNA of Morone saxatilis (striped sea-bass), 4052 nucleotides long. RefSeq names its product potassium channel, subfamily K, member 5a (gene kcnk5a). Gene Ontology annotation, biological process: potassium ion transmembrane transport; stabilization of membrane potential. Gene Ontology annotation, molecular function: potassium ion leak channel activity. The coding region runs from base 302 to 1879 and encodes 525 amino acids. The transcript is spliced from 5 exons. Gene Ontology annotation, cellular component: membrane. The record is from RefSeq and is a predicted model, not a curated record. NCBI's taxonomy places the organism in Eukaryota, Metazoa, Chordata, Actinopteri, Moronidae.
UAGCAGCCACUGUUGCUCUGGCUGCGCACGUGGAGACAAUACUACUGCGGCUGCGGUCCCACGCGCGCUCUGGUCCGCUUUAUGAUUACUUUUACCCUGUUGUGUCGCGAGCCCAAUGCUGUCUGCAGCUGCACGGUUCACUCCUUUUUCAGAGCCCUCGCGCGGACGAAGGAACGUUUUGUAAGCCCAAAGACUUGAGAAUGAGUCCCGCAUAACUCCGGGUAUUGUUGUUAUCUACCCCCUCCUUUCUCUCUUUCUCCCCCCGUCCCGCGCUCUCCAAGUUGAGUCGUUGUACAUAAGUAUGGUAGAUAAAGGCCCCUUGUUGACUUCUGCCAUUAUUUUUUACCUGUCCAUUGGGGCAGCAAUUUUUCAAGUCCUGGAGGAGCCCAAUUGGAAGCUGGCCGCAAAGCAGUAUGAGAAGCAGAAGAAUAAAAUACUUAAGGACUAUCCCUGUCUGACGACAGAUGAUUUGGAGAGAAUAUUAGAGGUGGUGUCUGAUGCUGCUGGCCAAGGGGUCACUAUAACUGGCACCAAGACCUUCAACAACUGGAACUGGCCAAACGCUGUUAUCUUUGCUGCCACUGUUAUCACUACUAUCGGAUAUGGGAACAUUGCUCCUAAAACGUCAGCAGGCCGUGUAUUUUGCAUCUUCUACGGGCUGUUUGGUGUGCCUUUAUGUCUUACCUGGAUCAGUGAGCUAGGAAAGUUCUUUGGCGGCAGAGCCAAGCACCUGGGCCAGUAUCUGACCAAGAAAGGAUUUUCCCUGAGAAAGGCUCAGUUUACCUGUACAGCUAUCUUCCUCCUCUGGGGUGUGCUGGUCCAUUUAGUCCUUCCACCUUUUGUGUUUAUGUCCCAAGAGGGUUGGACAUAUAUCGAAGGAUUGUACUUCUCAUUUGUCACCUUGACCACAAUUGGUUUUGGGGACUUGGUAGCAGGUGUGGAACCAAAUAAAGAAUACCCAACUCUGUACCGUUACUUUGUGGAGGUGUGGAUUUAUCUGGGGUUGGCCUGGCUUUCUUUGUUCUUCAACUGGAAAGUGCGGAUGGUGAUCGAGGCUCACAAGGCGCUGAAGAAGCGCCGGAAGCUGCGCAAGCUAUCUCUGGAUGAGCUUAGGCACUACAAGGAGUCCCACAAGGCUGCCCUCCGUUUGCCGCCCACUCCUAAUGACGUCAACAUCUUCAGCUUCCUGUCCAAGAAGCAGGAAGGCUACAAUGACUUGAUUAAGCAGAUCGGCACCAAGAAAGAUGGCAGAGGCAACAGCAGCAGUGCCAACGCCAUUAAUAAAGCCAAAGAGAUCAAUCGUUCCCAGAGUUGCAAUGAUGCUCCCAUGUUUAAUGGUCACACCAUCCUCAGUCUGGACCGCUCGCCACGCCAAAAGAGACGCUAUAGUUUCAGUGACCGCGUCACUGUUGCUUUCUCAAAGUCCAAGAACUACCUCCUGGGCUCAGAUAAUGGUAUGCUGCUAACAGAGGACCAAGUAGAGGGCGACCUAGAACUUGACCAGGACCAAAUGUUUGAGAACCAGCUUGACAAGGACGUCGAGCUCGAGAACGGAGGAGUGGGAGAUUGUGGAGCAGGUGGUCGAAGGACAUGGGACUCUAAAGAGUACCAUUCCCUAACAUUCCAAAAUGCAAACAUUACUUUUAUAGACGAGGAGAACUUCCUCAGCAAUAACUUAGAGGAGGAAGAUGACGAUGAUGAUGAUUCUAAAGCAAAACUAUCCAUUACUACAUGUGAUGAAAACAUUGAGACAAACUCAAAGGAGGAGCAAAGUUCUGAAUCUGAAGGGUCUGUGUUCACUAGUGACUGUUCAGAGCACAGCCACUCCUACGAGAAACUUGUAGAGGAAUACGCAAAGGAAGAAAAUACAGAAUCUUGAUCUUCUGUUGUUGCCUUUUUGGGAUUAAAGUAUUCUAAUAUGAAUUGUUAGAAUAAUAUUGGAAGUCCCUUUGCACUUCUGGGGCCUGAUAAUGAUAUACUGCAAAGCAAAGAUCAAAUUUCCAAAAGAAUGUUUUGUUCUUAGCUGAGAAAUGAAAAUCCACAUGGUUUUGACUAUUUUUACGAGUUGAGAUUCUUUUAAACUCUUGAACAAAUCUGUCCUAUGUCUCGAUGAUUAUGGACUACAGAGCAUGACACGUAACCCCACGAGUAUUUAACAUCUGCUCUAUUUAUGUCUUUUUAUAAGGUUUGUCAAACUAUAUGCCACAUUUAUUGUAAUGUCCAAACCACAAGUCCUUACUUUUCUACCCAAAAGAAACUAGAAGUGGAGAUGUAUUUGAUUUCCCAUAGUUUCUUCUUUGCAUAUUCACCAUAUUGGUGUUUUUUUUUAAUAUUUAUUAAAAUGAAGGACAUGGUAGCUUUUAUUCACUGGCUACACAGGUUUUCCCAUUGCACAGUUCCACCAAAUGAGGACGGUUCAAAGUCCACUUAAGUGCAGAUUUUCUUUUUAAAAGCUGAGCCAAACAUUUGUCCUUAAAGGAAAUAUGAAGGAGGUUAAGGGCCAAUUCUCCCUCUGUUUUUCUUUGAUAUUUCAUCAGUUUCUUUUUGUAAAGUCCUUGAUAACUUGCUGUGUCUGGGAUUGCUGUUUAUUUUGACUGUAAGCGAUAGAAAUGUGACUGCACUAGAACGUCACUGGUGAUGCAUAGGCAACAUCUGGGUGUCUAGAACCAACUGAGAGUGAACCUGGAAAGAAAAAUAAUUUAUGGCAAAAUCUGAAUAUCCAGAAAGAGACUCCAAACUAAGAUUUCUGUUCCAAGCUUUUUUGACUGCUGUUGACAGUGUUUUGGAAAUGAUCCUCCCAUUGUGACAUACAGUAGACAUCUGUCAGAAUGCAUUCGAGCUGGUUUAUUGAACACACACUUGUGUUUUGCUGCUGACUGCAUGUCAACCUCUGGCUCCUUGGCCCUCAACCAUGGCAGUGCAUAAUGGGAACAACUUUCACAGCAACAGUAUUCACUUUUUGUCUCCUUAGCACCCUUUCACUUCUUUGUAUUUGCCAUGUAAAUAUUGGCUGAAAGCCCAUCAGUAGUCACAAACACACGGCUCUGCUCAGGACAUGGCCUUGCUACUCGUGUUUGCGUUUGGGGGCUCGCGCUGGCAUGAAUGACUGAAGUACCGCUUAUGACAGGCAGCGAAGGUUAACUUGUAACAGAUCAAUGCUCUCUUGACGUAUGUUUCAGUCGUGGGACAUAAAGUCACCAGUAUAGGUGCUCUCAAUUACUGUAUAGUAUUUCCUUCUCGGUUCAUGUGAACACAAAUCCUUAAACUUGAGGGACCAAAAUAUAAAUGUCCUUUUGCUUUUCAGUCUCACUUUUGAAAGGGCCCUCGGUUGCCCUGCUCACCCGCUGCCUUUUGCACACGUUACCUUGCACACAAAAACUUGAAACGGUGUUACUUUGACUAGUAAGAUGGCAGCGUUUGCAGUGUCACACGGGGCUACUCUGAAUUUCGAACCAGUCUCCUCCUUCAAGCCAGUUGGAUAAUAUACUGUAAAUAAGGUCCAAUAUUAGUAGUUUUUUGUAUUUUUGUGAACAUAUGGACCACACCAUCUUAAUUCCUAACACUGCCUUCAAGAUGACUGCUAUUAAGUGAAAAUGCCUUUAAUCCACUGCAGAACAGAGGAUAUACAGUACAAUGGAACAUCUGUUGAAUGUACUUGUUUCACUGAAAAGGUGAAAUCUUUCACACUGGGUGUUUUUUAUUUUCCCCCCCCCUCUCCCGCUGCCUUGUAUUUUGUCACAGGGCCACUACUUUGGUCUAUGUAACAUUCUGCUCUCGCUCUCAUUUUUACCGGUUUUCCUUGAUGUGUUAGUGCAGCAUUGUUAUGCAGCCAUGGUACUCCUCUGGACUGAAUUUUAAGCAUGUCUCUAGAUUAUUAACUAAGAACAGGUUAGCCUGGUUUAACCCAUUGUCCCAAGGUUUCCUCUUAAUGUAGCUCCAUUGUGUAAAAACUCCAGUAUAGUUGUUUUUAGUUGUCUUUUUUAUGAUUAAAUUAUUCAUGUUUGUAAAAGUUUGUAUAUGAAUUCCAAACAAAACUGUAUAUUUCAUGUAAA